Molecule: messenger RNA, 1230 nt
Organism: Aegilops tauschii subsp. strangulata
Lineage: Eukaryota; Viridiplantae; Streptophyta; Magnoliopsida; Poales; Poaceae
Molecular function (GO): protein binding
Source: RefSeq, a predicted model, not a curated record
AUGGCAACCUCGGCGGCGGAGGGGCGGUUCUCAUCGCUCCCCGACGAUCUGCUCCACACGGUCUACGCCAGGCUCGCCGGCCCAGUCGACCGCGUCCGCUUCGCCGCCGUGUGCGCGUCGUGGCGGGCCGUCGUCGCAUCGACGCACCCGCCACGUCUCCCAUGGCUGAUCCUCGACCCGAGCGGCCGCGACAAGGAGAAGCACGUGUACGGCCUCGCGGACGGUGUCGUUCUGCCACGCUUCACGUUCCCCACCGACGCCGUCGGCGGCCGGUUCGUCGGCGGCCACGGCGGUGGCUGGGCUGCCUUCUUGGAUGAUGAACAGUUACGGAUCGUCAACCUUUUCUCCGGUGCCGAGGUGGCGCUCUCUCCGACGCAGAGGACGCGGUGCGCCCGUGACCCGUUUGUUCCGCAAAAGGUAAUAUUCUCCGAGCCGCCCGCCUUAAGCGGCUGCAUCCUCGCCGCCAUCACCGAUAAGUACGGAGUUGCGAUCCGCGGGCUUGCUCGCUCGGAGCGUGCGUGGAGGUCGCGGUUUACUACAAGGGAGGUCAUGGAUAUUGCCUUCUGCAAUGGUGAUCUUUAUUGCAUCAUGUCAUGUACCAAGCAAAUCGUCAAGUUCGAGGUCGGCUUGGACGAAUGCGGCUUUGCGGUGUUCAAAAGUGAUCCCCAAUGUCUGGUUAUACACAACCAGUGGGACAUGGAUCGGCUUUACCUGGGAGCAGAGGGCGAUCCAGACGCGCACGCCAUCUACAUUGUCGAGCUACGUGGCAAGCUUGCGAUGGUGGUGAGGAGGACCGGCGGGCCACGGCUGUGCUCGCGCAACAUCAGCGGUCCCUUUUUCUUAGUUUUCGAGCUGGUUGAUGCCGACAUCAACAGAGCGACUCCACAUUGCUGGUACAAGUGGAAAGAAGUGACGAGCCUGGGCGACCAAGCCUUGUUCUUGGGCCCGACGUGUUCCAAGGCGAUGCACUUAUUAUCGACUUCCGAGUAUGGUGGUCCGCGGAGAAACCACAUCUACUACUCACACCGUCGAUGCUACACACGAAAAGAACGUUUGCCUGACGACACCAAGGAGUUCUUGACGAGCAGCAACAUCGACGGUACCCAUGUGUACUUCAAGGAAGAUGAACGCGUUGACGACGACGUGGAGGGGAUCACGUCGGUAGGGUACUACGUGGUGAGUGGUGCUCAAGCUCAUCCUCCCAUGUGGGUUUUGCCUCCUGAUGUUUAG